Messenger RNA from Aegilops tauschii subsp. strangulata, 898 nucleotides. RefSeq lists its product as uncharacterized. The record is from RefSeq and is a predicted model, not a curated record. NCBI's taxonomy places the organism in Eukaryota, Viridiplantae, Streptophyta, Magnoliopsida, Poales, Poaceae. Gene Ontology annotation, molecular function: polysaccharide binding.
AUGGCCCCGAGUUGCUGGUUCUUCUGGGCCUUGUGGCUACCACUGAUGCUCACGGUCACGGUGGCUCUGGAACAAAGGGGAGGCUGCUCGGAACCGGCCAAGCGCUGCGGCAACCUCACCAUCUCCGACCCAUUCUGGCUCACUGACUUGGAUGACUUGGAGACCGGAAGAUCAUGUGGUUCCUUGGACUUUCAGGUCGUUUGUUAUAACAACACUUCUCCUUCUCUACAGAGCUCUACAUUCUUAGGCUUCGGCUUUGGAAUCCUCAAUAUCUCUUACGAGGAGCACAGCUUGCAUGUCGUUGAUCUAGGCAAGUUUGAAUUGUUGCACGCCUCCAACAGCUGCCAUGUACGGAUCUGGAAAACCUCCAUCAAACUGGCCCGCGUGUUUAGGAUCGACCCCGCCAACAUGAACCUCAUCCUGUACAAUUGCACAGAGAAGGUGGCCAGGGCACGUCGAGACAGGGAGCUGGUUCAGACGAGGAUGAGGUGCGGGAAGGAGAGCAAAGUGUUUGUCCGUGCCGCUGGGCGCUAUAAUGAAACGAGUGACUAUGGCGACUAUGAGGGCUGCGACGCUACCGUCAUGCCAGUGUUCGGCUCUUCGUCGGGCGAGGUGAACGCGAGGGACUACCAGCGGCUCAUCAACGAUGGGUUCCUCUUGACAUGGGAUGAACCUCCUCCCCUUGCAGGUAAGCUCACCCCUCAAAUCAUUUUUUAACAAGUUCGUAGCUAAGCUCCAACGUGCAGUGCCUUUAUUUGGAUUUCCGUUAUGGAACCAAGCAAUCAAUCAUGUCACUCACUUAUUACUCGUAGCUCAACCAUGAGUAAUUACUGAUACUCACAGUUUGCAUUACCAAGAAUUUAUAAAAUUAUCAUGGGAUGCUGAGAGAGAAAUAUAG